Messenger RNA from Homalodisca vitripennis (glassy-winged sharpshooter), 1725 nucleotides. RefSeq names its product atlastin-like. Bases 844 to 1710 code for a protein of 288 amino acids. The transcript has 6 exons. The record is from RefSeq and is a predicted model, not a curated record. Gene Ontology annotation, molecular function: GTP binding; GTPase activity. NCBI's taxonomy places the organism in Eukaryota, Metazoa, Arthropoda, Insecta, Hemiptera, Cicadellidae. Gene Ontology annotation, biological process: endoplasmic reticulum organization; protein homooligomerization.
CACUGCUUAGGCAGGUCUCAUACGGGCCAAAAACGCCGAACUCAGCUUUUCGAUCUCUAUCGCCGACUGCUCGCCUGUUGGGUUUAUGAAGUUGCAAAAAAUGGAUAUGGGCAUCGGUGCUUUCACAUAGUGUGGCCGAUUUCAGUGUUUCAGUACCAAAACGCGCAACGAGCGUAUGCAGUGGCCCAGCACUCAGCACUUAGGGCGUUGCCGGUUCCAACGUCUCAACUCAGCUUGAAUACAGAAAGACCUAGGCGCAGACCGAGGGAUAAGUCGCCAGCGAUUGGCCUCACUACAACACUCCCACUUCUGGACGAAGAUCUGGACGACAUCCCACCUAACUUGAUUGAUGACCAGGUUGAAAAGGUGGUACAAAGACCGGUACGUAGGAAAUCACUGAACAAACUGGCACCUGAUGUUGUUGAGGCACAGUUGAAAAAAGAGAUAACGAAGGCAGAAGAGUCUGAUGACAGUGAGGGCGAACCAUUGAAGGCUACUUUUCAGGUGUUUGUAAAGGACGUAGAGAUAACAAAGGUGCCACUUAAAGAAGUCCUCAAAGCUGAAUCGCAGACAAAAAUAGAUUCAGAACUUCAUAAAUUCGCCCAGAAAGAUUUGGAAGUAGGAAGUCUUUUUCGUCUGAAUAAAAAAGAAUUAGAAUCGGUACCUCAAAAGGUAGAGGCGAAUAAAGUGAUCCUAAAGACGGACGAGGUGAAACAAUAUCCACCAAAGAAAUCAAUACUGAAGACUUCUCAACCCAAAGUGGUUGAGGAAAAGAAACAAUUUGAGAAGUUAGAAACAAAAUAUAUAAUAGAACCGGAAAAGAUAGUUGACAACGACGUGACGAUGGUGGGAGACGACCAGACUCUGUCAGAACCCGUUCAGGUGGUGUUGGCCAAACCCAAACAUCAGUUUGAGCUCGAUGAAGUGGCCUUGUCAAGAGUACUCUUGCAUCCAGAGGUGAAAGACAAACAUGUAGUUGUGGUAUCUGUUGCUGGUGCCUUCCGCAAGGGCAAGUCAUUUUUGCUUGACUUCUUUCUGCGCUACAUGAAAGCAAAGUAUACAUCAGUGAGCGUAGGGAAAAGUGGAGGGGACUGGUUGGGGGCGGACGAUGCCCCACUUGAAGGCUUUGCCUGGCGUGGAGGCUCUGACCGAGAGACAACAGGGAUUCUCAUGUGGUCAGAAGCAUUCAUAGCAACUCUGCCGUCUGGUGAGAAGGUGGCAGUGGUGUUAAUGGACACACAAGGUGCAUUCGAUCAAGAGAGCACUGUGAAGGAUUGCGCCACAGUCUUCGCCCUAAGCACAAUGGUCAGCUCUGUGCAGAUAUACAACUUGUCACAGAACAUACAGGAGGAUGACCUAAUGAACCUACAGUUGUUCACAGAGUACGGCAAGCUGGCACUGGAGGACUCUGGAAACAAACCGUUCCAAAAACUGAUGUUCCUGGUUAGAGACUGGAGCUACCCGUAUGAGGCCAGUUAUGGGGAGAAGGGAGGCAGCAAGCUGUUGGCCAAGCGACUGAGAAUAAAAGAGGACCAAGACCCACAGCACCAGACUAUUCGGAGACAUAUUAAAGAGUGCUUUACAGACAUAACUUGCUUUUUGCUACCUCAUCCGGGCUUCAAAGUAGCAACCAAUCCAGAAUUUGAUGGCAGAUUAAAAGGUAUGUUAAGACUCUAUGCAGCUUCAAAAAUUGUUGAUAACCAGUGUUAAGAAAUAUACCUAAGA